Messenger RNA from Trichosurus vulpecula (common brushtail), 930 nucleotides. Its product is annotated as mortality factor 4-like protein 2. NCBI's taxonomy places the organism in Eukaryota, Metazoa, Chordata, Mammalia, Diprotodontia, Phalangeridae. Gene Ontology annotation, cellular component: NuA4 histone acetyltransferase complex; nucleus. The transcript has a single exon. The record is from RefSeq and is a predicted model, not a curated record. Gene Ontology annotation, biological process: chromatin organization; regulation of DNA-templated transcription. Bases 1 to 930 code for a protein of 309 amino acids.
AUGGUUCACGGGGCCGCCAGUGGGAGAAGUGGUAGCAAUGAGCCCAUUUCCCAGGGAGCUGGGGGAGUCAGCACCAGUGACCCACAAUUCCCUGCCUCCCAAGAAGCCUCCAGUGGCUGGCACUAUGAAUGGAUCCCCCACCGUCAGGUGCUCUGCUACUCUCCUAACCAGCUGAAGCAUGAUAGUGAUGCUGCUAUUCAGAUGUCCACCAGAAAAGAGCAGAGACAGGGUGCCUUCUGCAGUUGCAGAUGUGCCUUCACCUGUGGUGGUAGCGAUAAAGGUGACCACAGUGACCCAGGUGAAGGUAGCUCCUCUGGAAUGAUGCAGCCACUCGCCAAGCGGCUCCGAAGCCAAGGCAGGCCACAGGAAUUGAGCAGCAGAGGUGAUGCUGGGGAUCCUCAAAAAGAUUCCACAGGAGGAUUUGAAGUCCAGGUCAACCUGCCCAAGUGCCUGAGAUCCCUGCUCGUGCAAGAUUGGGAGCUGGUGAUCCUCGGGAAAAAGCUCUGUGAACUGCCAGCCAAGGAAAGCUUUGAUGUCAUCCUGUCUGAAUAUGCCAUCUUCCCUAUGAACUGCCGUACCAGGGAUAAAAAGUAUGCUGUCUGUGGCCUGGUGGAUGUCCUCAAGGAAUACUUCAAUGUAAUCCUCUGCACCCAGCUGCUUUAUGAUUUUGAGAGGCCACAAUAUGAUGAGUUGGUGGUCAGCUACCCCUCUAGCCAGAUGUGCGAGCUUUAUGGAGGUGUGCACCUGCUGCGUCUCUUCCAGCAGUUGGAUCCUAUGCUCACCUGCACUUCUCUGGAUGACAGCAGCUUGAUGGUGCUGCUGAGCCAUUUGGAAGAUUUCGUGGAAUAUCUGGCCCGUCAUCCUUAUCUGCUGUUCAUUGAUGCCAACGAUUACGUGCUGGCCUCUGAGGAGCACCUGAAAGUAGUAUAA